Molecule: messenger RNA, 2811 nt
Organism: Seriola dumerili (greater amberjack)
Lineage: Eukaryota; Metazoa; Chordata; Actinopteri; Carangiformes; Carangidae
Gene: slitrk4
Product: SLIT and NTRK like family member 4
Exons: 3
Coding region: 1-2811 (936 amino acids)
Biological process (GO): axonogenesis; positive regulation of synapse assembly; regulation of presynapse assembly
Cellular component (GO): glutamatergic synapse; membrane
Molecular function (GO): protein binding
Source: RefSeq, a predicted model, not a curated record
AUGGAGGUAGUACAACCACCUUGGGGACCGAACGACCAGAGGGGUGAUUUUUCUAAGCAAGAGGAGCCUGUCAGCAAGAGACGCAUCGGGACCGUUUGCGCAAGUCUCCAUCCAUGUCUCACCGAUGCUGCCCCGUGUCUCCAGAGGGAGCCGCAUUCAUCACCACCUCAGCUUUGGGUUACUAAAUGGUUUUCUGGGGGAGGAUUUCUAACCGGCGAGAUGCUGCUCGUACUCCUGCUGGCAGCCUUUUCUUCCUCCAUCUCCGGCUCCCUCUCUUCCUCCCUCUCCUCCCCCUCCAUGUCGGACGGACCCCCAAUGGCAGACCCGUCUGCCUCGGACUUGAUGGCGGAGACCUGCAGCGCCUGCUCCUGCAUGUCGGUGGAAAACGUGCUGUACGUCAACUGCGAGAAGGUCACCGUCUACCGGCCCACGCAGCUCAUCCCGCCGGCCUCGUCCCUCUACCACCUUAACUUCCAGAACAACUUCUUAAUCAUACUCUACCCAAACUCGUUCCUGAACUUCACCCACGCUGUGUCACUGCAGCUGGGGAACAAUAAACUGCAGAACAUCGAAGGUGGAGCGUUCAUGGGGAUGAGCGCGUUGAAACAGCUGCACCUCAACAAUAACGAGUUAAAGGUGCUGCGAGCAGACACUUUCCAAGGGAUAGAGAACUUGGAAUACCUUCAGGCUGACUACAACUUGAUAAAGUAUAUUGAAAAGGGGGCAUUUAACAAACUGCACAAGCUAAAAGUGCUGAUCCUGAACGAUAAUCUCAUACAGGCACUACCUGACAACAUAUUUCGCUUUGCCUCACUCACACACCUGGAUAUAAGGGGGAACAGGAUCCAGAAGCUUCCUUACUUGGGGGUUCUGGAGCAUAUAGGGCGCAUUGUAGAGCUGCAGCUGGACGACAACCCCUGGAAUUGUACCUGUGAUUUAGCACCUCUCAAGGCGUGGCUUGAAAACAUGCCCUAUAAUAUUUUUAUCGGCGAGGCCAUAUGCGAAACACCAAGCGACUUGUACGGGAGGCUCCUGAAAGAAACCAACAAACAGGAGCUUUGCCCCAUGGGAACAGGGAGUGACUUUGAUGUAAGGAUGCCACCCGCACUGCCAGAUAAUGGGCAGUCGCCCUCCAAAGUGUCCCCGACCACCGUGGCUCCCAUAGCCACAAAAUCGCCAAAAACCACUGACUCAUCCAAGAUUUACGGUAACGGUAUCGUGGCUGGUUUGCCCCCUUUUGGAAGAAAUAGUCAGAUUGUUUCCUUUCAGACACGGACCCCUCCGUUGUUGUGUCCACAGCCCUGCAGUUGUAAAGCCCACCCCUCUGACUUUGGUAUUAGUGUCAGCUGUCAGGAGAGGAAUAUUAAAAGUCUAGCUGAUCUCAUCCCAAAACCUCCAAACGCCAAGAAACUUCACCUGAGUGGGAAUUACAUCCGCGACAUAAGCCUGACUGACUUCCAAGGGUUCGAGGGCUUAGAUUUGCUACACCUCGGCAGCAAUCAAAUUGUCACAGUCCAGAAAGGUGUGUUUGCUAACCUCACUAACCUGAGGAGACUGUAUCUGAAUGGAAACCAGCUCGAACAGUUACACCCAGAGAUGUUUUUGGGCCUCACGAACCUCCAGUACCUAUAUUUGGAAUACAAUGCCAUAAAAGAAAUCUUAGCGGGCACAUUUGACUCCAUGCCGAACCUUCAACUCCUGUAUCUCAACAAUAAUGUUCUGCGGAGUCUCCCCGCCUACGUGUUCGAGGGUGUCUCUUUAGCUAGACUGAAUCUGAAAAACAAUCACUUCAUGACCCUGCCAGUGAGCGGUGUCUUGGACCAGCUGCGGUCACUGACCCAGAUAGACCUGGAAGGGAACCCAUGGGAGUGUUCCUGUGAUCUGGUCGCCCUCAAACUCUGGCUGGAGAAGCUGAGUGAUGGAGUGGCUGCCAAAGAGGUGAAAUGUGCCUCCCCUGUGCAGUUCUCCAACAUUGAGCUGCGCCUCUUGAAAAAUGAGAUCCUGUGUCCUAAGCUUAUUGCGAGGCCGCCGUUUAUUCUCACUAGCGCCACCCCUGUCCUGACCUCAGUGUCGCCCGCUGGGGUUGGUAAAGCACCACCGGGAGGGCCCGUGCCUCUCUCAAUUAUGAUCCUCAGCAUCCUCGUAGUGCUCAUCCUCACUGUGUUUGUGGCCUUCUGCCUUUUAGUCUUUGUCUUGAGGCGGAAUAAAAAGCCAGUGGGUAGGCAGGAGGGGCUGGGGAAUCAGGAAUGCGGCUCCAUGUCGUUGCAACUCCGCCGACACAGCCAUAAAUCCGGCAAGAAAGGCUCCAUCCCGGGAGACGACCUUGGAGGCGAGACAUUCAUCCCCCAGACCAUCGAGCACAUCGGCAAAAGCCACACCUGCGGGAUCGGACGCUCCUCGGACAUGGACGCCGGGUUCAAGUUCGCGGACUCGCAGAGGCAGAAGAUCAUCUUCCGGAACAGCGCAGACAAGGACAAGGACUCGCUCUCCACCCUGGAGCGCAACAAACGCCUCAGCACCAUCGACGAACUCGAGGAGUUCCUCCCCAACCGAGAGCCCAGCAUGUUCAUUCAGAACUUCCUGGACAGCAAAAGAGAUUUCAACAGUAUAGGGAUGGGCGGGUACGAGAUCCGCUACCCGGAGAAAACGCUGGAUAAAAAGAUGAAGAAGUCGUCGCUGAUAGGCGGGAACCACAGUAAGAUCGUGGUGGAGCAGAGAAAAAGUGAGUAUUACGAGCUGAAAGCCAAGCUCCAAGGAACGCCUGAUUACCUGCAGGUGCUCGAGGAGCAGACUGCACUGAGUAAAAUGUAG